UGACAAACGGGACUGUUCAUUCGAAAGGAAGAGGAGCAGGCUAACGAAGUCGUUGAGCCGCGGGGCAUCAGGCCAUGCCAGUGCCUCGCGACGGCCGAGUUAUCCGCCUCGCGUCUCGACUUCUUCCCCCGUUCCAUCCCCGCUCUCCAGAGUCUCAGUCCUCGGACACUCCCAGGCCCCGUCCCUCCGAUCUGCUGAGAUAUGGCUUCCGUCCUCACUGUUGUCUCCUCUUCUUCCUUCGCCUUGUCCAGUCGCAGCCCUCAUCGCCACUGUUCGCCGGCCGUCCGAGCUCCUCCACCCUUCUCUUAUCGCUGCUACUUAAGGGGCUUCCAGCGGAGGACACUUACCGUGAAGGCGGCUGAGACCGACGCCGACGAAGUCAAAGCUGCGGCGCCUGAGGAGGCGCCGUCAAGUAGUGGAGCGGGUGGGUCUAGCAUCAAUCAGCUUCUUGGCAUCAAGGGUGCGGCUCAAGAAUCGAAUAAAUGGAAGAUACGUCUUCAACUUACAAAACCAGUCACUUGGCCUCCACUAGUGUGGGGAGUGGUUUGUGGAGCUGCUGCUUCUGGAAAUUUUCACUGGAAUGUUGAAGAUGUUGCUAAAGCUAUUGUCUGUAUGAUAAUGUCUGGACCUUGUCUAACAGGAUAUACACAGACAAUGAAUGACUGGUAUGACAGAGAAAUUGAUGCAAUCAAUGAGCCUUAUCGUCCUAUUCCUUCAGGAUCAAUUUCUGAGGGUGAGGUUAUAACCCAAAUUUGGGUGCUUCUUUUAGCUGGCCUUGGAUUGGCAGGCCUGUUAGAUGUGUGGGCAGGGCACAAGUCUCCUGACAUAUUUUAUUUGGCUGUUGGUGGAUCUCUUAUCUCUUACAUAUAUUCAGCUCCUCCUCUUAAACUCAAGCAGAAUGGUUGGAUUGGAAAUUUUGCUUUAGGAGCAAGCUACAUUAGCUUGCCAUGGUGGGCUGGCCAAGCACUCUUUGGAACUCUUACUCCCGAUAUUAUUGUCUUGACACUCCUUUACAGCAUAGCUGGGCUUGGAAUUGCAAUAGUAAAUGAUUUUAAAAGCAUUGAAGGAGACAGGGCUUUGGGACUUCAGUCACUUCCAGUUGCUUUUGGCGUGGAGACUGCUAAAUGGAUUUGUGUUGCUGCUAUAGAUAUUACGCAGUUAUCAGUUGCAGGAUACCUUCUUGGUGAUGAUAAGCCCUUCUAUGCAUUAGCAUUGCUUGGAUUGAUCCUCCCACAAGUAUAUUUCCAGUUUGAAUACUUCUUGAAAGAUCCCGUUAAGUAUGAUGUCAAGUAUCAGGCUAGUGCUCAGCCCUUUCUGAUCCUGGGUUUGUUAGUAACAGCCUUGGGGAUUAGUCACUGAUUCUACAAGUCGUCUUGUUGCUCAAUGAUUUUGUAAUCGUUUGGUGGUUUGCUUCUCUUGAUGCUCUAAAUGGACUAAGGCAUAAACAAUUCUAUAGCCUCAACAAUAGCAUGUCCGUAUAGAUGUAACAAGAAGCUGUAGAUUGACAUUGCACGGCAGAAACGGGCUAUAAUAAGAGGUACUUAUAUGGUAGUUAUGCGGAGAGGAUUCUGAAUCUGCUUUAUCUAUGAAUAAGAAAACUAUAAGUACUGUCUUUCUUUUGUGGAAUGUGUUUGAUUGAUGGAUUGAUGUGAGAUAUUCGGAAUUCUUAUGAAAUGAUCUAUCCAUGAGACCUUGUUCCUGGGCUA
Zingiber officinale is the source of this 1706-nucleotide messenger RNA. Its product is annotated as chlorophyll synthase, chloroplastic-like. The coding region runs from base 202 to 1359 and encodes 385 amino acids. The record is from RefSeq and is a predicted model, not a curated record. Gene Ontology annotation, molecular function: chlorophyll synthetase activity. Gene Ontology annotation, biological process: chlorophyll biosynthetic process. The transcript is spliced from 15 exons. Gene Ontology annotation, cellular component: membrane. NCBI's taxonomy places the organism in Eukaryota, Viridiplantae, Streptophyta, Magnoliopsida, Zingiberales, Zingiberaceae.